CAGCGUGUGGUUCUUGCGAUCUUACUGUCCAAUCUUGUCCUGCGUCGCGGAUAAAGCUGCUAUUCGUCCCGCUUCCUGGAGGCUAACCAAUGGUCCGUCCUAGUCCUGCAUCUCCGAAGAUCAGAAGUACCAGGGCAAGCUCUACAAAGAGAAGAAGCCGAAACCACAGCACCAGAAGAAAGACAGUGUACAGCAGAAUACGUCGCAGGCGCUUGUCCCGCGUAACGCAUAUGUUGAGGAUGCAAUCGACGUAGAAUCCGGCGCUGUCGCCAUUGUUGAUGCCCCGCCUCGUGCCCCAAGCCCUCCACCAGCACCCUAUUCCUUAGGAUAUCAAGAGCAAGCUGCGAUUGAAGACGUAAAUGUGUUCGACUUCCUGGAGACUUCGGAAACCCUCAAUGGAUCCAGAGUAGACCUUUCUCCUCCUCCCAUGCAUGAGUCGCGCAUGAUCGAAGACAGCCAGCCACCUGCAUAUGAGGAAGAUGAGCCUCCAAGAGUCACGGCCACAGAUGUCUUGAACUUCCAGGAGCCGAAUGAUGAGGAUGAUUACCACUACGUCGAAAACGGCUUCACUUAUGGUACUGAACCCAUUCGCCCUACCAGCGAACAUCUCAACUCUCACUAUAAUGUUCGUGAGGCAGCGCCAGCAUAUGACGACCCUGCAUACACCACCCCAGCCCCUAAGUCUAAGCACUCCCGGACUAAGUCUCGUGACAAGGAUCUCUCAGACACAACUUCCAAGAAGGCUGAUAGGAAGCGCAAGCGCCAGUCCCCUGCAGAACUCGACAUGUCUCUCAUUAGAGUCCAACAGGAGAGGGACCUUGUAAUGGCCGACGCUCCACCUGUCCUUCACUCGGGCUUGACUGGUGGGCUUGGCCGACUUUUAGCACGUCCAGAGUUCCCUCCAAGCCCUGACUAUUCAGGAGAUUAUGUCGAGAACUCACCACUUAGUCCAAUGAAGCGAGCUAAGCAAGGGACCUCGAAAGCCUUCAUGCGGGCACAGAGAGAGUUUGAGGUUCGACAAGAGGCGCAACGCAAACUUGAGAUUAAGGAAGAGAGGGAGCGCAUCAAGGAGGAGGAAAAGAGGGAGAAGGAACGAGGGCGGGAGCGUGAGAGAAUACCUCUUAAGAUUAAGAAUGGCACGGCAAAGGACGCGGCUGGGAAGAACAAGACGAAGAAACGAGAUGAAUCGGCUCGAGCUAGUCGAAGAAACCGUGAAGCGGAUCGCCGCCGUCGCCGACACUACUCUUCGUCUCCUUCACCACCGCCUGGGCGGAAGAUCAUUAAGGCUAUUGAGUAUCAUCGACCUGAUUCUCAGUCCCCAGCACCAGAGACCAACGGGAAUGGGGCGCUGAUCAUUCGUCCUAAUGGGGACCUUGCCCCUGUCAAGACUGGUGUCGAAGCACGGGCUGAGUUGUUCUUGUCAUUCAUCAACAAGGGACCUGAAUCUGAGCGUGGUAUGAGCGUUAAUAAGGCCCUCAAACGCUAUCAUCGUGAGCGAUACGAUCGGUGGGACCGCGGGACUGGAAAGGCCGAUGACGAGAAAGAACUUUGGAAAAGCCUUCGUUUGAAGAGGAACGAUCGAGGAGAGAUUGUCCUAUUCAUCGCCCCCCCUGAGGCAUGACUAGAUCUGGACAUACUUAUCAGGAUGGAGUCUUGCGGACUAGAAUUUUCACCAUCCAUUGAAUACUCCAAUUAAGGUUGUGGAGCAUUUCGGAGCAGGGGGAGCAUCAUAGGAGCAUCUGGUGGUUGGCUGGCUGGUGUUUGUCCUCCGUGGUGGUGUUGCUUAUUGGAUUGAUACCCGACACAUUUUGGUCAAUUUCCUUCGGGUGGAUUGGUGUUGAGUUGAACAUUGUCAUACCUCUUCUUUGGAGCGUCUUUUACUCUUCUUCCCGUAUCUCUUCCCUAGCAUCAUCAUCUCCAUCCACUUCGGGCAUCUUUCCUACGGCGACAUGACUACCUACUGCAGGUAUCUCCUUUGUUACAAUUCUAUUGCUAGCGAGUGUCGAUUCCAGACUGCAUUUUCUUUGCAUUUUCUUUCCUUCAGCGUUCUCUUCGUUCCUCGGAUUGGAGACUACAUUAAUACUCCUGGGCUGGAUCCCGUUCUGUCCCUCGACAUUUUC
Molecule: messenger RNA, 2120 nt
Organism: Lindgomyces ingoldianus
Lineage: Eukaryota; Fungi; Ascomycota; Dothideomycetes; Pleosporales; Lindgomycetaceae
Exons: 1
Coding region: 428-1621 (397 amino acids)
Source: RefSeq, a predicted model, not a curated record